AUGUCAUUGUACAGGAAGACCUCAUCAUCCAAUUACCACAUCACUGAAGACUUAUCGGCACUCAGGCGGAUGCAGGGAACCUCUGAGCUUCCUUUAGUUCUGGAAGCACGGUGCCAACCUGGAAUUGCUGAACUUGAAUCAGGCUUGUGCCAGAAGGGAGCAUCAGAAGAUAAUCGACCCCUUCAAUCACCUUACGAGAAACCUACGGGAAGCGAAACCCUUGAUCCGACAGAACAGCAGGAAAACUCCAAGGCACCUGCCUCUUCCCGUGCCUUUAAAGGUGACUGGAGAUAUGUGGAACUAUAUAACUCGCAUGUCAAGCAAUUUUUCAGCCUAGACUACCCCGGUGAACGAAAGAAGGGUAUGAAAAGAAAAUUGGAAGACAGUAAGAUUACGACUGAAAGAGCAUAUUAUAGACCAGAAAAGAUCCCAAAACUAACUGACGAGCCGGACUCCUCAGUCAAUGGUACUAGCAGGGACGAUUUAGCUGAUCUAUCUGUGGGUACACUCUGGACAGCAAAUGAGAAGGAUAUAUUUUUCCGAUGUUUAGCCCGCUUCACAAUUCACCGUGUAAGUGAGUUUCUUGAGCACCUACCAAGGAAGAGCGAAGGUGAAAUCAUCGCCUAUUACGAACUUUUAAAGAGGGAACUCGAAUACCACAAAGUCAAAGAGACGCAUUCUGUCCAGCUAAGAGAAAAGGGAAGUACUGCUCCUUUUCUACGACAUAAAUACGACAUUGUGACCGUACCGGGUGGCAUAGAUUACUUUGACAUUCCCAUUGCUUGCGAGGUGAGUGAUGAGUGGGUGGAGUAUGAAGAAGAACAGAGUAUACAUAUCGCAGAUAGACAACAGCGACUCGAUACCGAUAGAGGUAAAGCACAAGCGAGACACAUGAAGCUGUACUUUGGGUCUAACAAAGACAUCUCCACAAAUGAGGAAGUGCCACUUCUAAACGUCGAGACAGCGUAUAAUGUAUCCAAAAUUUACAGAGGGAAUCAAAUAACCAUGAUCCAAGAGAAGAAAUCAGCUCCACGACUCAUAUUUGAAUCUGCAAUAUUUUUUGAAGAGAUCAUUCGUCUCACUACGAGAAGGAUUAUUGCAUCUUUGGCUCUUGGAAAGUUUUACACAAGUUUCGAUGGGUGUCAACUAAUUGAUGUUGCGUCGAAUGACAUUUGGACUGCAGUGAGAGAUUCUAAAAUCUUCGAGGAGCGCAAACUUGGAGGUAAGCUGCGGAAGAAGGCGGAGAGUGGGAUUCUUGAGGCUUACUGGGCAAAUAUUGAUUCCUCCUUGAAUUUAGUCACUGACAAUCAAUUCCCAAGAAUUGCAAUUGACAACACCCAUGACGAUGGACCUGCCGACAAUGACCUUGGUGUCAUGAUAGUGCCUCAAAAUUUGGAGGCAGAGGAAUAUCCGGAUCACUUAAUUGAGGAUGGAGCAUGUGGGAAGUUUGAUACUAGUGACUCAAAUCAUACGGAUGAAGAUGAGGAUGAAGAGAACGAAAAUUUCGCCUUGGGCUACAACUGGGAUGCCUUCAAGGACGUGAAGAGACACAAAAGAGGUCGGGCGCUACCCUAUUACGUUGAGUUUGAUCCUGCGGCGCUUGACACUCCUCAGGGAUAUAUCGGUUCACCUAAAGGAGUGCUUGAUAUCUGUAUUGACGACGAGCUUAUACUAGAGGAAACAGAAGCGCUAGAGGCACAAGAUAAGGAAAAGGCUGAUGCGAUAGCCGAAGCUGCAAUGCAAGAAUUCGAUGGAUGUGAAUGGGACGUGCUGGCGAAUGCACAAAUAAGUGAUAGCGCAGAUGAGGACGGCAAUCCGUAUAAGGGAGAUCAAAAAUUUGAAGUUGUGUGUCUGCCAAGUCUUAGAGAUUCUUGGAAGCGCCAUUUCGCCCUGUAUUAA
Messenger RNA from Candidozyma auris, 1899 nucleotides. RefSeq lists its product as uncharacterized. NCBI's taxonomy places the organism in Eukaryota, Fungi, Ascomycota, Pichiomycetes, Serinales, Metschnikowiaceae. The coding region runs from base 1 to 1899 and encodes 632 amino acids. The record is from RefSeq and is a predicted model, not a curated record. Gene Ontology annotation, biological process: nucleolar large rRNA transcription by RNA polymerase I; transcription initiation at RNA polymerase I promoter. Gene Ontology annotation, molecular function: rDNA binding; RNA polymerase I general transcription initiation factor activity. The transcript has a single exon. Gene Ontology annotation, cellular component: RNA polymerase I upstream activating factor complex.